Messenger RNA from Brienomyrus brachyistius, 418 nucleotides. RefSeq names its product protein S100-A1-like. The record is from RefSeq and is a predicted model, not a curated record. NCBI's taxonomy places the organism in Eukaryota, Metazoa, Chordata, Actinopteri, Osteoglossiformes, Mormyridae. Gene Ontology annotation, molecular function: calcium ion binding. Bases 73 to 363 code for a protein of 96 amino acids. The transcript is spliced from 4 exons.
CUCUUCAUUUCUACAUUCUCCGUUACCAGCAGUGGACAGUUCCUGUAAGGCCAACUCUUCUUUGGGAGAAAAAUGUCUUCCAAGCUUCAGAGUGCGAUGGAGAGCCUGAUCCAGGUAUUUCACAAAUACUCUUCUAAGGAGGGAGACAAGCACAAGCUGAGUAAUGUAGAAAUGAAGAGCCUGCUGCAAGAUGAGCUUCGAGAAUUCCUUGCUGUGAGCCAGGAUCCAAUGUUUGUCGAAAAGCUCAUGAAUGACCUGGAUGAGAACCAUGAUGGUGAAGUGGACUUCAAGGAAUUCGUCGUUCUGGUGGCAACGCUGACUGUGGCGUGUAAUAACUUUUUCGUGGGUCAGACAAAGGGCUGAGGAACACUGUGCUCCUGUUUAGUCUGCCUUAAUAAAUACUGUUUUGGAUACCUGA